CCUCAAAAACAGAUACAAAACCAUCACCAGUUACCCAUAAAUACCCCAAUAUCCCGCAUCAAUCCCGGAUUUCAACGUCGCACAACAACACACACGCAUCCGCGAAAAUGGUCGCCGUAACCCCCAAGCUGCCGAUGCUGCACGCGAACAACAGGCAGGAGAUCGGAAUCAUGAUCGGCUUCAUCGCGCUGUUCAUUAUCGUCACGGCGCUCUUCUCCUUCCUCUGGAGCUCUAAGAAUAAGCGUCAUGAUAAGUUUGAGGUGGAGCGCCAGAGGGAUCUCAAAGAGCAGGGAUGGGGAAUGCAGGGGUGGGAUAGGUCGGGGAGGGUGAAGAGGGAGGGGAAUGAAUUGGGUGGUGUGUUUGAACAUGCUGAGGAGGUGGGUAGGCCAGGGCAAGAACAGGCGAAGCCUGAGUAAGGGGAGAGGUUGAAUUGAGGGAGAGGAGAUAUUGAACGGGAUGUUGGGAUGUGGAGUUUUGCUGCGGAUACCAUUCGUUAAGUGCACGGUUGUAUAAUAUUGGAUCUUGGAGUAUUCAAUUAGUUUGAAAUGAGACGACUGUAUAAGUCACCAUGGUAUAAAAUAGAUAUAUCAAA
Pseudogymnoascus destructans is the source of this 592-nucleotide messenger RNA. RefSeq lists its product as uncharacterized. Bases 108 to 416 code for a protein of 102 amino acids. Lineage: Eukaryota; Fungi; Ascomycota; Leotiomycetes; Thelebolales; Thelebolaceae. The record is from RefSeq and is a predicted model, not a curated record. The transcript has a single exon.